UCACGCGGGGUUCCUGGUCCGCUUGACGCGCAGGUGAGAAUCUGCCCUUCCGCUGCGCCCCGGACAGCCUGGAGGUGAGCACGAGCUGGCCCCUGGACCGCGAACUGCGGGACAAGUAUGAGCUGGUGGCCGAAUGCACUGUGCACGCUAGCACGCGCGAGGCGAAGGUGAUGGUGCCCUUCCCUGUAACCGUGUACGACGAGGACGACUCGCCGCCCACCUUCCCUGGGGGCGUGGACACCGCCAGCGCCGUAGUGGAAUUCAAGCGGAAGGAGGGCACUGUGGUAGCCACACUGCGUGUCUUUGACAAAGAUGUUGUGCCAGCAUCUGGGGAGCUGGUGAAGCGGUAUACAAGCACCAUGCUCCCUGGGGAUGACUGGGCCCUGCAGGCCUUCCGCGUGGAGCACUGGCCCAAUGAGACCCAGGUCCAGGCCAACGGCAGCUUUGUGCGGGCAACCAUGCAUGACUACAGGCUAGUUCUCAACCGGAGCCUCCCCAUCACAGAGAGCCGGGUCCUGCAGCUGGCCGUGCUGGUCAACGACUCAGACUUCCAGGGCCCUGGGCCAGGCAUCCUCCUCCUUCACUUCAAUGUGUCUGUGCUGCCCAUCACCCUGCGCUUGCCCAGAGCCUAUGCCUUCUCCGUGAGCAGGAGGGCCCGCCGUUUUGCCCAGAUUGGAAGAGUCUGUGUGGAAAACUGCCAGGAGCUCAGUGGUGUUCGCAUCCAGUACAGGCUGCAGCCCUCCAGUGCCAACUGCAGCGCCUUGGGGGUGGUCACCUCGGUCAAGGACACCUCAGGGACACUGUUUGUGAACGACACGGAGGCCCUGCAGCAGCCAGCAUGUGCUGAGCUCCAGUACACAGUGCUGGCCACUGAUCAGGACACCCGCAAGCAGGCCCAGGCCCAGCUACUCGUCACGAUGGAGGGGUCAUACGUGGCCGAGAAGGAGGGCUGCCUCCUGUCCUGUGCAGUCAGCAAGAGGCAGUCUGAGUGCGAGGAGUGUGGUGGCCUGGGCUCACCAACAGGCAGGUGUGAGUGGAGGCAGGGAGAUGGCAAAGGGAUCACCAGGAACUUCUCCACCUGCUCCCCCAGCACCAAAACCUGCCCAGAUGGCCACUGUGAUGCAGUGGAGAGCCGCAACGCCCACAUCUGCCCCCAGGAUUGCCUCCGGGGCAGCAUUGUUGGGGGGCAUGAGCCGGGGGAGCGGCAGGGGAUUAAGGCCGGCCAUGGCAUCUGCUACUGCUUCAUUGAGGAAAAGAAGUGCUUUUGCGAGCCAGAAGACAACCAGGACCCGCUGUGCGACGAGCUGUGCCGCACGGUGAUUGCGGCAGCCGUCCUCUUCUCCUUCAUCGUCUCGGUGCUGCUGUCCACCUUCUGCAUCCACCGCUACCACAAGAAUGCACAUAAGCCACCCAUCCCCUCAGCUGAGAUGACCUUCCGCCGGCCUGCCCAGGCCUUCCCGGUCAGCUACUCUUCGUCUGGUGCGCGCCGGCCCUCGCUUGACUCCAUGGAAAACCAGGUCUCGGUGGAUGCCUUCAAGAUCCCGGAGGAUCCAAAGUGGGAAUUCCCUCGGAAGAACUUGGUUCUUGGGAAAACUCUGGGAGAAGGUGAAUUUGGAAAAGUGGUCAAGGCAACAGCUUUCCGUCUGAAAGGCAGAGCAGGGUACACCACUGUGGCCGUGAAGAUGCUGAAAGAGAAUGCCUCCCCGAGUGAGCUGCGGGACCUCCUGUCAGAGUUCAACCUCCUGAAGCAGGUCAACCACCCACAUGUCAUCAAGCUGUACGGGGCCUGCAGCCAAGACGGGCCGCUGCUCCUCAUCGUGGAGUAUGCCAAGUACGGCUCUCUGCGCGGUUUCCUGCGCGAGAGCCGCAAGGUGGGCCCCGGCUACGUGGGCAGCGGAGGCAGCUGCAACUCCAGCUCCCUGGACAACCCAGACGAGCGGGCCCUAACAAUGGGCGACCUCAUCUCAUUCGCCUGGCAGAUCUCGCGGGGGAUGCAGUACCUGGCAGAAAUGAAGCUUGUCCAUCGGGACUUGGCUGCCAGAAACAUCUUGGUAGCCGAGGGAAGAAAGAUGAAGAUUUCGGAUUUUGGGUUGUCGCGAGAUGUUUAUGAAGAGGAUUCCUACGUAAAGAGGAGCAAGGGUCGGAUUCCAGUCAAAUGGAUGGCAAUUGAGUCCCUUUUUGAUCAUAUCUACACCACCCAAAGUGAUGUGUGGUCCUUUGGAGUCCUGCUAUGGGAGAUUGUGACCCUGGGGGGCAACCCCUACCCUGGGAUUCCUCCUGAGCGGCUCUUCAACCUUCUGAAGACUGGCCACCGCAUGGAGAGGCCUGACAACUGCAGUGAGGAGAUGUACCGCCUGAUGCUGCAGUGCUGGAAGCAGGAACCAGACAAGAGGCCAGUGUUUGCCGACAUCAGCAAAGACCUGGAGAAGAUGAUGGUUAAGAGCAGAGACUACUUGGAUCUUGCUGCGUCCACCCCAUCCGACUCCCUGCUUUAUGACGAUGGCCUGUCGGAAGAGGAGACGCCCCUGGUGGACUGUAAUAGUGCUCCCCUCCCUCGAGCCCUCCCUUCCACAUGGAUUGAAAACAAACUCUAUGGUAGAAUUUCCCAUGCAUUUACUAGAUUCUAGCACCGUUGUUCCCCUCUGCUUUAUCCUUACUCUCUGUGAUGCUUUUUAAGAGUGUUUCUGGUCUGAACAAAACCAAAGUCUGCUCUGAACCUUUUUAUUUGUAAGUGUCUGACUUUGCAUCCAGUUGACACAUUCAGGCAUUUUUGCGACUAUGUUUUUCUAAAAGGAUGUGAAAAUCAGUGUAAUUGCCACACCGCCCAGCAACUUAACCAUAAAAGAGGAGAAAACAGAUCAGGGCAGAACUCUCAGGGGAGAUGGAGAACAUGACGAAUGAGUCAUUUCUGGGGUGGAAAUCAAGUCUCAGUCUCAACCUCUAAUUUAACUACUUGGAUAAAUUUACACAAUCUGGGGAGGUAUUUAAUUGAGAAAGGAACAGCCAGCAUGCCCUAGCCUGCACUGGCAGCACAGCCAGGGCCCCCCCAGGUGGGUGGGUACCUCUCAGGCUGCCUGGGGCUGGGAGUAGACUCAGCCCACAGCCCAGAUUCGUGUCCAUUGGCAGGGGCAGGGAAGUGGCAGGAACCCAGCUGUCCCUGGGAGGACACACCCCAGACUGCUGUUUUCACAUCCUUUGCAUUCCCCACUGUCAGGAUGGUUGUCUCUUACAAAGUCAGUGCUAAAACUGGAGCAAGUGCUUUUUGAAAGAACGUAGUCUAUGGUGCUGUGGUUUUACAAUGGACAGUAAAUAUGGUUCUUGCCAAAA
Messenger RNA from Otolemur garnettii (small-eared galago), 3327 nucleotides. It is a transcript of the gene RET, whose product is annotated as ret proto-oncogene. Gene Ontology annotation, molecular function: ATP binding; transmembrane receptor protein tyrosine kinase activity. The record is from RefSeq and is a predicted model, not a curated record. Gene Ontology annotation, cellular component: signaling receptor complex; axon. Bases 171 to 2627 code for a protein of 818 amino acids. Gene Ontology annotation, biological process: cell surface receptor protein tyrosine kinase signaling pathway; positive regulation of kinase activity; protein phosphorylation. The transcript is spliced from 16 exons. Lineage: Eukaryota; Metazoa; Chordata; Mammalia; Primates; Galagidae.